AUGAACACAUCAAACGAAACAAGAAUCGCUGACCAGUUUUGCCGUCCAAAAUCCACCGUAGCAGUCCAAACGAUUAAGGUCUUUGCGUAUGUUAUCUUAAUACUUGUGUCUUUGAUCGGCAACACACUCAUUAUUGCCGUAGUCUACAAGAACCGCCGAAUGCGAACCCCUGUGAAUUUUUUUGUGGUCAACAUGAGCGCCGCAGAUAUUCUCAUCACCGUGUUCUACAUGCCGCGAAUGAUCGCAAGGACGUUCUUAGGAAUGAACUGGGGAGUUGACGGAAAUCUUGGCGCCAUCUCCUGCAAGAUAGUACCGUUUGCCCAAGAGCUCUCCGCUUCAGUGUCAGUACUGACCCUUAUACUCAUAGCUGUGGACCGUUUCUUCGCUGUCUUGUUCCCCUUUAAACGCGUCUUCACAAACCGCGUUGCGUACGCUGCAAUCGCCUUCGUGUGGCUUUCCGCCUUUGCUGCUCGAGCGCCAAUGUUCCAUGGCCUUCGGUUCAUCCUUGAUGAAGAGGAGAAAACCCACUGUACUCUGGAAUUUGACUCCGAAAUGGCAAACAACUUUUACGUAAGAUUCGCUUUUGUAAUGUUUUAUGUCAUCCCUUUGUUCUUCACUGUUGUCCUGUACGGCGCCGUCCUAGUCUCCCUCAAGAACAGAAAACCAAUUGGCGAAGUUUUCACAAACACUCGACGCAAAUACAACAAUCGUUUGAAACGAACCCGCAAAGUGAUGAAUAUGUUGUUUGUCAUCGUGUUCGUUUUUGCUGUGUGUUGGUGCUUGCACUUCUUUUUUCCAAUUCUGUUUUUUCGUUUUCGAACCAGGGUGUGCGCGCUAGCCUUCCCGGCCUUCUUCCUUGGUCACAUCAACAGUGCAAUAAAUCCCUGUAUUUACCUGAUUUUUAUCGAAAACUACCGCCGCGGUUUCCGCCAGAUAUUACACCCGCUUUACAAGCGGUGCGUCAAUGCUAACACGAGAGUCGAACCUGAGGAUCACUCAGCUGCUUUAAACGGACGACAGAAGAGCAUCAAUGCCAGUCUGACAUUCGCCACGCUGGAUUUCCAGCCAACUGCCAGUACAUCCCAAAAUAAAGUCUUUUCACUAAAAACAUCCAUGAGUACAACCCAUUCUUAAAAUGGUAAAAUCAUGUUGUUUAAAAUCUUUCAUCAAGAUACAUUAUCCCAGUAAGGCGAAAUUCUGAAAUAAGAUUUAGGAGGAUCAUUCGAAACCGUGUACCUUUCGGCCAUAUGCUGUACUAUCAAUACUAGUGAGAACACGAGUUAAUAGUAUGUUCCUUGAAGUUUGUUAAUGGAUCUGCCUGCCUUGUUUAUUGUGAAUGCAAUACAAAAGUGCGACUUGAAAUAAAAGCUAUUUAGAAGCAUAAUUUGAGGUAAUGUUUAUUGGACUCGUUAGAUCAGAGGGUGACCAGAUGGCAGAUUGCAGAACGGUAGGCCAUUGCACUAGCGCGUUCGAGAUAGUCUUGAACAUGGCUCUACCACGAAUCAAUCCCGACCCUAGCCUGUUCCAGACUCCAUAAGCGAAAAGUCGUUCAGUAAAAAGAAAUGCGAAAAACGCUCAUUCUUCUCGCCGCCAACGCCCCCUUUCCCAAGUCGCCCUCGUCUUAUUUUCGCUUUGCUCGUUUUAAUACGUCCCCACUAGCCUCCCACGCAGACGUUCUUAGGGGUUCGUCACGCGUUCCUGAUUUGUAGUAAGGCGAUACCGCUUAUUUUAGUUCUUAUGGGCAAUGCGUUCGUCAAAUGAAACAACGAAUUUCGUGCAUCAGUUUUGUCCCCAAGAAUCCUCUGUAGCAAUACAAGUGAUGAGGAUGUUGUUUUGUGCCAUUGUAAUACUUAUAGCUUUGAUCGGGAACGCCCAUAUUAUUACCGUGGUUUGCCAGCAUCGUCGACUGCGAAGAGCAGCUAUGAAUUUGCUCGUGGUGAACAUGAGUAUGGCAGACAUUAUCAUUACUGUGUUUAAUUCGCCGCGCGUGAUAUCUAGGGCUCUUCUGGGCACAGACUGGGCAAUACGCGGAGAAUUCGGUUACAUCCUCUGCAAGGCCUUUCCAUUUGCCAAAGAGCUGUCCUCUUUCGUGUUAGUGCUCACUCUUCUACUAAUAGCAGUGGACCGUCUCAUCGCCGUCCUAUUUCCCUUAAAACGCUUUAUCACCAACCGUGUAGCGUACGCUGCCAUUUUCUUCGAAUGGAUUGUCGCCAUAGCUCUCCGAUCACCAAUACUCAACGGACAAAGGUUUAUCCUUGGAGAAGACGGACAAACAUACUGUUUCCUUCAAUUCGACUCCGAGCUGGCGUUUUAUUUUUACGUGAAGUAUGCAUUUGCGACCUUCUACUCAAUCCUUUUGACCUGUAUUCUCAUCCUUUUCGGCGUUGUGAUGGUUUUACUCAAGAAAAGAAAAUUAGUUGGCGAUGUGUCAACCAGCAGACAACAAAGAUACAAAGAUCGUACGAGGAGAACUCGCAAAGUGAUGAGGAUGUUGGUGACAAUCAUGUUUGUUUUAGCUCUGGGUUGGUCCCUACACUUCUUUUUGCCUCUUCUACUUCUUCGCUUUGGACCCAAAGUAUGUAACUUAGCUUUGCCAGCUCUCUUUCUUAAUCAAAGCACCAGUGCAAUAAAUCCUUGUAUCUACCUUCUUUACACAAAAAACUACCGCUGUAGUUUCCGUGAGAUUUGGCGCUCACUCUACAGGCGGUGCAUGAAGACGCUGUCUUCGAACAAUAAAAUUAAGCCUCAGGAUAUUUCAACUGUAUGUAGAAGGACUGUCGAAGGACUGCAAAAAUGA
Molecule: messenger RNA, 2797 nt
Organism: Porites lobata
Lineage: Eukaryota; Metazoa; Cnidaria; Anthozoa; Scleractinia; Poritidae
Source: the annotation of a GenBank genome assembly